AUGUGGGUUAUAGUCCCAGGCUAAAGAAGGUUAAGUUUUAUAGUUGUGGUCUAUUUUCUGAGAAUGAAGGGCACCACGACCUGAAAGAGAAAGAGGCUCAAACACGGACAUCUGCGGGGUUUCUCGAUAAGCUUGCCUAGGAAGGGCCCUUUAAGUAGAACCUUUUUUGCCCUUCUUGCUGGAAAUUUUUUAAUUACAUGUGUGGUUUCCAUGUUUCUAGCAGGCAGUGCUGACUUGGGAGAACAGGGCAAUUGUCGGCAGAACUGAAGUAGCAUCCGGGCUCAGUCCCUGCCGGCUCUGUGACCCUGACCCUACCCUCUUUGACUUAGUUGUGUCCUGUGGAUUUGGGGGCAAGACAGAACAUCCGGCAUGGGAAGUUUUUAGCAUCGUGCCUUGGAAACGCUUUCCUAAGCACCUUACAACAAGUGCUUAAUAACUAUGGUCAUAAUUCUCAAGCCGGUUCCUGUUGAAAUGCAACAUCUCAGCAGUCACUCCCCCACCUCAUACACGCACACGCAAACGCACGCGAGCCUAGAGCACAUUGCAUUUGCGAUUCAGAGCCAACUUUUAGGAGGAAGGAACACGCAGCUGCGCGGGGCGAACAGACACGGGAAGGCUGCUCCUUGGCGGAGAGCGGAGGAAGGAUUCCGUCGCCGCCGAGGCUCUAGAGCAAGCUGCAGAGAGCCUGGGCGGGAGGGGCAGCGGGUCUGAGGCCGCAGAGGCGGUGCCUGGCGCUUAAAGGGAUACCCAAGACGUCCACCGCCGCCUCUUGGGGCACUUAAAGACCCAGAGAAGGACCCCUGGGAAGAUCUGGAUCAGGCUGUGUCUACAGCUGGGGAAGAGAUAGGGGGACCAAGGAAAAAGGCCGAGAUGCCCCUCCUGACCUGCCAGUUCCUCCAAAGUUACCGGGAACAGCGCCUGGCCCACUUGGUUCUGAGCUUUAUUACCAUGGGCUAUGUCUGGCAGAAAGGAGAGACGCAGCCCAAAGAGGUUCUGCCAAGAAAUCUUGCCCUUCCCUUUGUUGAAGUCUCCAGGAACUUGGGCAUCCCUCCUAUCCUGGUCCAUGCAGACUUGGUGCUGACAAACUGGACCACUAGGGAUCCUGAAAGACCCCUGGAAAUCAGGAACUUGGACGUAAUUUUCUCAUUUCCUGGGGAAGAAAGCCUGCGUGGCUUUAUACUGGUGACUGUUUUGGUGGAGAAAGCAGCAGUACCUGGGAUUAAGGCACUUGUUGAGGCAGUGAAUGCCAUCUUGCAGCCCAGCCAGAACUUGUUGCUUCAAGCUCUGCAGCGACUGAGACUCUGCAUUCAGGAUAUCACCAGAACUUUAGGACAAAUGCAUGAUUAUGUUGAUCCAGACAUAUUUUAUGCAGUCAUCCGGAUCUUUCUCUCUGGAUGGAAGGAUAACCCAGCAAUGCCGGUGGGGUUGAUCUAUGAAGGAGUCUCCCCAGAGCCCCUGAAAUACUCUGGGGGGAGUGCAGCUCAGAGCACAGUGCUUCAUGCCUUUGAUGAGUUCUUAGGCAUUUGUCACAGCAAGGAAAGUGCUGAUUUUCUGCUCAGGAUGAGGGAGUACAUGCCUCCUUCCCAUAAGGCCUUUAUAGAAGAAAUUCACUCAACUCCUUCACUGAGAGACCACAUUCGGUCCUCUGGAAAUGGCCAACUUCUGACAGCCUAUAACCAGUGUGUGGAGGCCCUGGCGGAGCUACGCAGCUAUCACAUCACUGUGGUGACCAAAUACCUCAUCACAGCAGCCACCAAAGCAAAGGGCAGGAGGCCGAACUAUGUCCCUGGGCCACCACUAGCCCUAGAAGAGAGGGGCACAGGUGGGACUGUAGUUCUGAGCUUCCUGAAGAGUGUCAGGGAUAAGACCUUAGAGGCAAUUCUCCACCAAAGUGAUUAAGAGACUGCCCUCUUCCCAAGAAUGCAAAACCAGAAACUCGGGUUUCCCCUGGCCCUUUCUCCCACUGGAGGGCACGUAGGCCUGGAAAAUGAGAAUGUCUGGAAUUAUCGACAGGAACCUCAGCCCUGUUUAUGUUCCUGCUCUAUAGAACACCAUCUUCUCCCUUGUUGAGAGCUGUUAGUCUUCACAGAGGAGAAUUUCCAUGGCUAGUCAGAAAUUUUCCUUUCCCUAUCUAAUUACUGGUUAAUAGCAAACAGCUUUGGACACUUCCUCAUUCAGAACCCCACAGAGGAGCCCGUGUACCCCUGUUCUAUUUUCAAAUAAUAGAAAAUCAAUCUAAAUUUCAAAAAACAAAUCAAAUUGCCUGUGGACAGAUCCCCUUUUUGAUUUCUUUAAAAAGCAAAUUAAAUACUCAUGCAUGCAUUCAUUCAUUCAGUCAGUCAACGACAUUACGUUCCUACUGAGCACUGGUUUAGGGAUUAGAGCAGAGAAUUUUUGUGGUCGCCAUCCAGCUCUCCUCUCCCUGAGUGUGCUGAGUUUGUGGCAGGAGGUUGGAAAUGCUCCAGUGGCGAUGUGGAGGAAAGAGGAGGCUCACAUAAGACUUGGAAGUCACCAGUGUAACAAUGAAUAGUUAACGAUGUGGGAACGAACGGAUGAGGCUCUUUGGCAUAGCUCAUCAAUUUGCAAAUUCUGUUUUAGUUUCAUUCUUUAUUUUUGGAAGAAUGAUUCUUUCUUCUUACACCGAAAGUUUAUAGUUGUAAAAUGAAUUAAUUGACCCAUUGGAAGUAAAUGAUCGAAACAGGAAUAAAUAGUAAACUCACAUGUUUAGUUUACAAAUAAAUGUAACUUUUUAUUGAUUUA
Messenger RNA from Neofelis nebulosa (Clouded leopard), 2760 nucleotides. RefSeq names its product indoleamine 2,3-dioxygenase 2 (gene IDO2). Gene Ontology annotation, molecular function: metal ion binding; heme binding; indoleamine 2,3-dioxygenase activity. Gene Ontology annotation, biological process: 'de novo' NAD+ biosynthetic process from L-tryptophan. The coding region runs from base 871 to 1899 and encodes 342 amino acids. Gene Ontology annotation, cellular component: cytoplasm. The transcript has 9 exons. Lineage: Eukaryota; Metazoa; Chordata; Mammalia; Carnivora; Felidae. The record is from RefSeq and is a predicted model, not a curated record.